Grammomys surdaster is the source of this 542-nucleotide messenger RNA. It is a transcript of the gene Smim11, whose product is annotated as small integral membrane protein 11A. NCBI's taxonomy places the organism in Eukaryota, Metazoa, Chordata, Mammalia, Rodentia, Muridae. Bases 180 to 347 code for a protein of 55 amino acids. The transcript has 4 exons. The record is from RefSeq and is a predicted model, not a curated record.
GGGACAUGUAGUUUUCACGAUGAGAUUGUGGGAGUCGUGGUUUGUGAGCACCAAGCGAGGAGGCCCAGCCGCCUUGAGUUAUCAGAACUUCCAGCUCCUUGGACCCGACCUUCCAUCUGCCUCUCAUGCUUGUGUAUACCGGUUACAUCAAUCAGAAGUGAACUCACAGCCGGCCCGCCAUGAACUGGAAGGUCCUUGAACACGUGCCCCUGCUGCUGUACAUCCUGGCAGCAAAAACCCUGAUCCUUUGCCUGGCCUUUGCGGGAGUAAAAAUGUUCCAAAGGAGAAGCCUGGAAAGAAAACUGCAAGCUGAGAAGCAGCAGCAGUCAGAGAAGAAAGAGAACUGAAGAGAUGUUAGAGAUUUUUCUCUUUAAAUGUCAGCUUGGGUGGACUCUGACAGAGAAGAGAGAACAAAGACUUCACAGAAGAGGACACACUUCUGGCCUAGACCUUUAACUUAAAUGAUUAAAAGUGUGAAUUUUUAUACAUUUUUAGAAGAACCUGUGUUUUGUUUACUGAAAUAAAAUACAUUAUUCUUAAAA